Molecule: messenger RNA, 1263 nt
Organism: Clonostachys rhizophaga
Lineage: Eukaryota; Fungi; Ascomycota; Sordariomycetes; Hypocreales; Bionectriaceae
Source: the annotation of a GenBank genome assembly
AUGGCGCCGAGUGCCAAAGUCUCCGAGGCUCUGGCCAGUGUCGCGAAGCUCUCCAGCGACCAAGGCCCCGCCUUCGAGAGCAUCCUCGCCCAGAUCCAAGACAUAUCGUCGCCCUCCACCGCCGCCGACGACCUGGUCGCCAUUGCCGAGGCCAUAUUCAACAAUUCCCUCGGUGUAGUCGCCACCCGAUCUGUCCUCAACACCUUCAUCUCCACUCUCAAGGGGCUCGGGAACAAGCAGGACCUCUGGAUCGAUGUCGGCACCCGCACCCUCGUCCUCCUCAACGCACAGCCCUCGGCCUUCCCCGACGCUAUUGCCAUAGUCCAGGAGCUUGUGGCUACAGCUCACGAGGAGAAUGAAGACUUCGUCGAAGCCGCCAGGACCCUGUCCGAGAUCCUCCUCGAUAGCUCACAGCGCCAGGUCUCGGUCAAGCACAAGGCCGAGAUCUGGAUCCGCAUUGUCCGCAACUACCUCGAGGUUGACGACUCCACCUCGGCCGAGACGUAUAUCAACAAGCUGAAGAACAUUAUGCACCAGAUCGAGGACUCCGACCUUACCCUCCACUUCAAGCUCUCCCAGGCUCGAAUCCAGGACGCCAAGCGUGACUUCCUCUCUGCUGCCAACAAGUAUCACGAGCUGAGCUUCUCUUCAGCCAUCGCCGAGGAGGAGCGUCUCCAUACGCUUAGUAUGGCCGCCAAGUGCGCCAUCCUGGCCCCCGCCGGUCCCAUGAGGAGUCGAACCCUGGGACGACUUUACAAGGACGAGCGGUCUGUUCAGCUACCGGAAUUUGGAAUCCUGGAGAAGAUCUUCCUCGACCGCCUCUUGUCCGCGGAGGAAGUGGACAAGUUCGCCCAGGAACUUCAGCCUCAUCAGCUGGCCACGACGUCGGAUGGCUCGACGGUUCUCGCCAAGGCUGUGGUGGACCACAACCUUCUCGGAGCUUCGAGGCUAUACAAUAAUAUCGGGUUCGAGGCGUUGGGAUCGCUUCUUGGUCUUGGACCUGAAAAGGCCGAGGAGACGACCGCAAGGAUGAUCGAGCAGGGUCGUCUGGUCGGACGUAUUGACCAGCUUGAUAAUAUAGUAUACUUUGAGCGAGGUGAGGCGUCCGGAGAGAAGGGUAGUGGCCGUGCAGAGGUCACUGUGGGCAAGGAGUUGCGCCAGUGGGAUGCCAAUGUCGAGAGUCUGUCGGAGGAGCUUGAAAACAUCACGAAUGCGCUGCAUCAGCGGUUCCCAAAAUUCGUCGAGACACAUCUUGCUACCUAG